CUGGAUUGUCAGAUCUCUGUCAGAAAGCCAGCAGAGGCUUUGGAUUCACAGCUUCUGCCUUUAUUGAAAUUCAUUGUGUUGCAUGAUGUGGCUUCUGGUCUUUAUCUGCACGUUGACAGUUGUUGGUGGUGUCCCUGUACAGCCGAACCAGGAGGCCACCAGUCACGCCCCAGAUAAUGUUACUGUCACUGCUAUGCAUGCUGUGCCGAAGCCAGCAAAAACACAAGCUGGUGUCGUCCCGUUAAAUGGCACCCACAAUGUGACUAGUCCUGCCCCAGGUAUAGUCAUCCCCAUGCUUAAACCACAGCAAGCCAGCGCAGAAACCUUGGAAGAGCUACAAGAGGAAUUGAUUGUCCAAGAGGGAGACAUGCUGAUUCAGGAGGACAGGAACGCUGUAAUGACCCUGUGGGCAGAAGCCACCGUGCCUUACAUCAUCAGUUAUGAGCUGGCUGAUCAAGAGUUUAACAUCCUCACUGCCUUCAGGAUGAUAUCAGAUUUUACCUGCAUUCGCUUCAUACCACGCACCACGGAGCUGAACUACCUGGAGUUCAAGAAUGGCAAAGGCUGUGCAUCCUUUGUUGGUUGCCGAGGAGGAGCCCAGGCGGUGUAUUACGCCCGCUCGUGCAGCGUGGGGAACCUUUGCCAUGAGAUCAUUCAUGCUCUGGGGCUGCAUCAUGAACACACCCGCAAGGACCGGGAUCAAUACAUCAAUGUGCAGUGGCAGAGCAUCAUCCCAGGCAGAGAAAAGAACUUCAAGAUGAGAAGUGGAAACACUCUGAACCUGCCGUAUGACCUCGAGUCCAUAAUGCACUACGGAGAGUAUUUUUUCAGUCUAGAUGGAAGUCCAACGAUGUUGUCAAAGUACAGCGGAGUGCAGAUGGGCCAGAGAACACAUCUCAGCCACCUGGAUAUACAGAGACUGAACAAACUCUACCACUGCGACGAGCGGAUGAAAUCGAUGCAUGGAUGAUAUCAGUGAGCGGGCUCCCUCUUGGUUAACCUGCAUUUGCUGUGAUAUUUAAUAAAAUCAUAAAACCCUUGCUCUGUUUGCUGGUUUUUCAUACCUGCCAGCCCAAAUACAUCAAAUUAAACCAUACAGCUGAAAAAAUUGUAUUGCUGUGAUGUAAAUUUCAAAACAAAUUACAGUAAAGGCGCAGACAUUGUUUCAACAUUGGGGGGACACAUGACAUGAGGGGUUUGGGCGUCCUCUGCAAGAAUGUUUUUAGCACUAAUUUGUGACUUUUGUGCGUUAAAUUAUGGUGCAAAUGCAUAAACUGUAUAAAUAUAUAAAUAUGUCCAUAUUCAGAGCUGAUCUUAAUAUUCUACCCUCAUGUAUGUACAUAGGAAGGAGGAAAAAAAUAGUAGUACUGCUCAAUAUAAUGCAACUUUAACUAUGACCUCAUUAAUAUAGUGU
Molecule: messenger RNA, 1414 nt
Organism: Epinephelus fuscoguttatus (brown-marbled grouper)
Lineage: Eukaryota; Metazoa; Chordata; Actinopteri; Perciformes; Serranidae
Product: hatching enzyme 1.2-like
Exons: 12
Coding region: 83-970 (295 amino acids)
Biological process (GO): proteolysis
Molecular function (GO): zinc ion binding; metalloendopeptidase activity
Source: RefSeq, a predicted model, not a curated record